Messenger RNA from Dermacentor andersoni, 2277 nucleotides. Its product is annotated as constitutive coactivator of peroxisome proliferator-activated receptor gamma-like. Lineage: Eukaryota; Metazoa; Arthropoda; Arachnida; Ixodida; Ixodidae. The record is from RefSeq and is a predicted model, not a curated record. Gene Ontology annotation, cellular component: nucleus.
CUGCGGUAUUCUGCUAUCUUCACUGACAUUCGCCAAGAAUUAAGAAUUACCAGAGAGUACUACGCGAAUGGGGAACUAGCGCUGGAGUUUUCACGACGCCUGCAGCGCCACCCUGGCGGUCAGAACGUGCACAACGCAGCCGCUCCCGCGGACGAAAAUUGCUACUGGUAGCGGCGUUGCGUGCGCUGAAAGUUGAAAAAAAAAAAAAAAAAGGACGCCGAUGGCACUGUUGCGUAUACAAGUGUCACAACUACGUCGGAAUGAGGGAGGAUGUACCCUGCGUCUUUCCAUAUAAACCCUACGAACAAGAACGGAGGCGGCGUUGGAUCCAAGCACUCAGGCGAGCUUAGAUCAACCAUGGGAAUUUGGGGGCUACAGACGUUCCUUGAAAUGCGUGUACAAGGUGGCUGCACGCCUGUUGACAUCUUGGAAGAAGCACGAAGGUUCGCUUUGUGCAGCCCUCCAGGGACAAAACCCACAAUAGUGGUGGAUGGCCUGAGUUUAAUCAGGUGGCUUUACAAUAAAACAUAUGACUAUAUAUUUGGUGGCCCAUGGAGAUAUCUUUCGCAUGUCAUAACGGAGUUUGUAAGAUCAUUUCAAGAGAGAGGCAUUGACUUGGUAUUUUUCUUUGAUGGCGUUGUGUGUGGUGCAAAAGUCCAAGUGUGGAGAACUCGUCGAAGUGAACGCCUGCUCAACAUUAAGAAGACAUUUCAAAAACUUCGAGAUGGUUGCUGGACAGGAAAUGAGAAGAACGACUUUUCCUGUCCCAACGGCACUGCACAGACCUUGUGCUUUGUGAUCAAGUACCUUACAUCAUGCAAAGUGUUUUAUGCAAUGGAAGAGUGUGACAAGGAAGUGGCUCGCUAUGCUGAGAGGCAUCCAGAAUGCUUUGCUGUGCUGGGCCAAGAUACAGACUAUGUCAUAUUCAAUAUGAGAGUUCUGUACCUUUCUACAUUGUAUUUAGACAUAAGUACAUUGCAGACACGUAGCUACAAUGCCAAGGCUCUCGCUUGUCAUCUGGAACUUAGUCCUGAGCUCCUCCCACUGUUCGCCUGCCUUGCAGGCAAUGACACCGUCACCAAAGAACAUCUGAUGUCGUUUCAUGACUCUGUUGGUUGCAGGCUGCAUCAUUACGGUGGUCACGCAAACUGCUUUCAGAGAAUCGCUGCUGUCAUUCGCCAGAGAGACUGGAGGGCGAUUCCUGACAGUUCUGUCGCCAGACAUACAGAUGUCGACUUGGACCUCUUGAAGGAAGGUGUGCACGCGUAUAACUUGAGCGAAGACGGCAGCAAUUUGGAAGUGCCCUUGGGCAUUGACCUAGCCAGUUGGUCUCUGGUCGUUAGCAUGUACAAGCAUGCUGCAACUCUCCCAACUGUCCUCCAAGUACUUUAUGGCCGAGAGAUCUACCUUGGUGAAACUAUGGAGGAGCCAAUAGGUACACACAAUGUACCAGCGUACAGCUGCUUUCGGCCUGUCAGACGCAGGAUUUAUUGGGUCCUUUUUGGUGGAGAUGAGUCUGUGUUUAUCACUGAACAUGUUACAUACCCUGCAAACAUUGGAAUCAGAGAUGAGACUGUGGGAUGUGCACCUUUCCCUUUUCAAGGUGAAGUACCAUGCCUUUAUCAUCUUUGGUCAGGAGACCCAUCCUUGGAUGUUGUGCGCUGGCGCCUCUUCUGUGGUUGUCUACAAAUGGAGAGGCAGCUUGAGCAGCUCAGGUUGCUGCCUUCCUCCUGUGUGGUCCUGUGUUGCACGUUACGUCAAAUGUUUCUGGCCGAAGUCAUUGGGGAAAAAGAACUGAGUGCGCUUAUUUUGCAAUGCAUCCUUCCAAAUGAAAAGAAGCUUGAACUGUCAGAAACGCAAGUACCGAAGAGCCUGGUCAAUGCUGACCUGGUAAUUAUCUCCACAUAUGUCAUGAUAGGUGUUCAGUGUGUGACGAUGGUCCUCAGUGCCUGUGGACAACCAUUGCCCAUGCAAAGUGCUGCACCUUGGCUUUUCUUUGACGGAAAGCUGUUCCACCUCCUUUAUCGAAGACUCAUCUGGUCGCCCAACAUAUUCUCCUCACUUCUGGAGCACGAUGAUGCUCUACUACAUUUGUACCAUCAGUUGUGGAGCAUUGUCACCGCUGCAAAACCGCAAUGUCGCCCAUACUUCACAGACGAGCAUACAUGAAAUGGAAAUAUGGACAGCUGAACCUGCUGGUUGACCUUUGAACCGAACAAACAGGAUGUACAUGUCUGUACUGUUGUGUGCACAUUUUAAUAAAUUAUUCUAUCAGGA